Messenger RNA from Zingiber officinale, 1715 nucleotides. RefSeq lists its product as uncharacterized. The coding region runs from base 194 to 1459 and encodes 421 amino acids. The transcript is spliced from 3 exons. NCBI's taxonomy places the organism in Eukaryota, Viridiplantae, Streptophyta, Magnoliopsida, Zingiberales, Zingiberaceae. The record is from RefSeq and is a predicted model, not a curated record.
UCCUCCACCUAUCGGUCUCUCCAUCUUCCCCUCUCUCCCACCCUUUUCCAGUGGUUGGCUGUUGCUCCGGCGAGCGGCGAGCAGCGUCGGCAUCGUUCCUGACUUCCUUCCGCUGCCUGCGAUCUCCGUCCCCUCUAUCCUGCGCCGCUGUAUUUCAUACGCCACCUACGGCUAGGAAGCGAUCCGCACACCGAUGGCGAAGGCAUUCGAGGAUAGCGAUGUUUGGCUGCCGGACGGGAUCUCCGGAGAUAAGGGCGGUGUCGAUUGGAAGUUUGGCAGAAAAGAUUGCUUCCCGAUCGAGUUUCCUUUCGAGUUCGCUGCGAAUCUGGACUCGCCGGUGGAGUCUGCGACUGAGACGGAGGCCAGCGACGAGGACGGGGAGGAUUACGUAGCCGGGCUCACCAAGCAGAUGGCUCGAUACUUUCUCCAGGACGAGGACGUGGACGAGGCGGUCGCUGCUGAUACCUCGGAAGCAAUGACCGGAUCGCCUCAGUCCACGCUGUGCGCGCCGUCAGCGUCGUCGAACAAGAGGAGUCCUAACGGGCCGUCGCUGGCGUCGUCCCCGAUAGAACAGAGAGGGAAGGGGAAGGACCCCGGCGUUCCUCUGCACGAGGCGGCAGGUCAGGUGCAGAUGCGCCGGCGCAUCAAUGAAUUCGGUCACCGAGAGAGCAUCCUCGACUGCGGAAACCCUAAUAAGACUUCACCGGUGCCGACUUCUCCAAAGAAAGCCGCGGCCAGCUACUUUUCCCCAAAUCCCGCGUUCACGCCGCAGCAACUACAAGCAGCUCAUGUGAAUAUUUCCCUUCCCCGAUCCAUGGAAACCAACCGACAAGCGAAAAUGCAGCAAGUCUCGGCGGCCCGGGCAAAGCAGAGCAAAGCCAAGUCCGGCGGCGGAGCUUACGGUGAGAACACCCGGUACUGCCGACCUUUGGAUCUCCCAGCCUCCGCUUGGCCGCCGUCGAGAAAAUCCCCUCCCGCGCAGGCGCAGCAGCGGAAGCCGCCGCCCUCCUCGCUCCCCGGCCGCGGCAUGCGCACCGUUUUCCUUCACGCCGCAGGGUCCAAAAAGGAGUCCACCGGCACCGGAGUCUUCCUCCCGCGCACCGUCGGCAACAAGCUGGCCCCGAAGAAAAAGACAGGCUGUUCGACCAUUUUGGUACCCGACAGAGUAAUCCAAGCGUUGAAUCUGAAUCGUGAAGACUUCGCCACUCAGCCUCGCUUUCCUGGAGGCUUCGUUCUCAGCCACGGUAAUUCCGUCGAUCCCUCCAAUUUUUCACACGAAAGAGCUACUAUUUUUUUUUCUUCUCCUUCCACAGACGUUCUCAUCGGGCGAAGUAACGCCCACAGAAAACCCCACCACAUGGCACAGGAGGCGACGCCGGUGCCACUACAACUAGCGGCUGCGGCUGCGGCUGCGGCUGCGGUUCCCGAGAGUCGGCUUCCUCGGGAGUGGACCUACUGACCUCGUCCGCCCUACUAGCACCGAUUUCACAGAAGCGUAGUGGUUACUGGUUAUGUUAGAUUGUAGGUGAUGCAAAGACCAAGGAAAAAAGAAUUAAUAAUUACAUUUGUCGCGGCCGCCGGCCGCGGCGAGGUCGCCAUCGGAGAAAUUUAACAGGGAAGCACGGCCAGGUUUAGCAAUAAAGCCGUGAUUGUGUUGAAGUUCAUGUUGUUGAAUUACGUUAUUCAAAUAAUUCUCAAUCUAAAAUAUUUGAAUA